AUGGACUCUCGCUGGCCACCCCAACAAUCUCCCCUCCCCACCAGCGCAAUCACAAUCCUCAGCGGCAUCGUCACCCUCUACCUCGCCCACUCCGCUCUAGUCUACUACUUCGACUCCCCCAUCCUCUCCCCCAUCCUCUCCCCCCUAGAACUCGUCUGGAAUGCGCUGGUCUUCCUCACUCCCCAACGCUUAGUCCUGGAUGGUGCCAAGAGAGCGGAAUUACGAGCGAACGAUAUGCUGGCGCAGACACAUGCUGCGAAGAGUGAGGCUUUGCGGAGGGUGCUGGGGAUGGGAGGAGCGGCGUUGACGCACAAGCUUGUUGGUGGCGAGGGGAUUAUGAGGGGGAUGAGUGGGUUUGGUGCUGCUGGAGGUCAGGAGGAGGAUGGGAGUGGGAGUCGAAGUGAUGUCCCGCCUGGCUUGGGCAAUUGGGAUAAUUCCUGUUAUCAGAAUAGUGUGUUACAAGGUCUCUCCUCCCUCGACUCGCUGAAGAAGUAUCUGGGUGCUCCUAGGACGUCGGUGGUGGAGGCAGAGAGGGACACCGAGAGCACGACGGCGAGUCUACAGCAGACUGUCUUGAAGUUGCGUGGAGUGGAGAACAACGGCAAUCAGCUUUGGACACCCGCGAAGCUGAAGAAUAUGAGUUCUUGGCAGCAGCAGGAUGCGCAGGAGUACUUUUCCAAAAUCAUGGAGGAUUUGGAUAAGGAGGCUGCGAAGGGGAUGGAGGCAAUGAAGGCAGAGGUCGGGCUUGAGGCCGCCAUGAGGGAUGCUGAGGUGGCACACGAGGUUGAAGAGGAAAAUGCCCCUGCCCGGAAUCCUCUCGAAGGUCUACUCGCACAACGUGUCGCAUGCACACGCUGUGGCUUCUCCGAGGGCCUGUCGAUGAUCCCGUUCAAUUGCUUGACGGUGCCACUCGGCUCAAGCGAUUUGUACAGCUUACAGGACUGCCUAGACGAAUACACCAAGCUCGAAGAAAUCCCCGACGUCGACUGUCCAAAAUGCACUCUUCUCCGCGCCGAGAACCAACUGCAGCAGAUGCUCCCACCCGAACCUCAAGACCCACAACACCAACAACAACAACCAUCAUCACCACUUCCCCUUUCACCCUCAUUCCCCCUCAACCUCCCCCCCGAACUCCGCCUCCUCGCCACAGACCGCCUCAAUGCCAUCCAACAAGCUCUGCAGGAAGACGACUUCACCGACACCACCCUAACAUCAACCUGCCAGAUCCCCAAAAAGGCCCACGUCUCCAGCACCAAAACCCGACAAGCGGUCAUCGCCCGCGCGCCGCAAGCACUAGUGAUCCAUAUCAACCGCAGCGUUUUUGAUGAGCGGACGGGAGUGCAGAGGAAGAAUUAUGCGGGGGUGGGGUAUCCGGCGGUGCUUGAUUUGGGGGGGUGGAUGUUUGGGGGCCGGGUGGUGGAGGGGGGUGCGAGGGUGUCGAUCCUGGACGGCGGUAGGGGUAAAGGGCAGGAUUGGGAGUGUUUGUUUCGAUUGAAAGCCGUGAUUCAGCAUUAUGGCCGGCAUGAGAAUGGGCAUUAUAUCGCUUAUCGACGGCAUCCUGCUGCUGUGAGGGGACGGGAGGGUGGCGAGGAAAAGCAGGCGGAGGAUGAUGGGUUGGAUUGUGAAAGUGGGGUUGGGAAGGUAGAGGAUCAGUGGUGGCGGCUUAGCGAUGAGGAUGUGAGUCCCGUGAGCGAGGACGUUGCGUUGGGGCAGGGUGGGGCGUUUAUGUUGUUUUAUGAGCGGGAGGGUGGCGGGGAUGAGAUGCCGGUGCGUGAGAGGGCUGAGGAGAUGGCGGCGGCAGUUUGUGAGCCUAUGGCCGAAGACGCGAAGGUGGAGGAGUCUCCUCAUGUUGCUAUGGAAGGGAUUGGGCAUGAGGAUAUCAGCACUAGUACCGCCGUACCCGACACGACCGACGAAUCGACAGCCACCUCGUCUACACUUCCACCCAUCGCUACCCCCGAGCUUCCCACUACCCCUGAGGAACUAUCGCCACCCUCAAGAACAGACGAUCACGAGCUCUCUCCUCUCGAUCCACACGAGCCAGUCUCCAUCUCCAACACCUCCCCUCCUCCACCGCAGCACCCACAGCUUCUCCCUUCCUCCAACCCGAUGCGCACGGCUCGCGGUCGACAGACGUCGAGGGAUGGUAAUGGGAAGACGGGGUUUGGGGGAAAUGUUUGUAGGGCUAUGGCUGCGACUUGA
Recurvomyces mirabilis is the source of this 2202-nucleotide messenger RNA. RefSeq names its product ubiquitin-specific protease ubp1 (gene UBP1). The transcript has a single exon. The record is from RefSeq and is a predicted model, not a curated record. Gene Ontology annotation, molecular function: cysteine-type deubiquitinase activity. Lineage: Eukaryota; Fungi; Ascomycota; Dothideomycetes; Mycosphaerellales; Teratosphaeriaceae. Bases 1 to 2202 code for a protein of 733 amino acids. Gene Ontology annotation, cellular component: nucleus; cytosol. Gene Ontology annotation, biological process: protein deubiquitination.